Molecule: messenger RNA, 963 nt
Organism: Brettanomyces bruxellensis
Lineage: Eukaryota; Fungi; Ascomycota; Pichiomycetes; Pichiales; Pichiaceae
Exons: 1
Coding region: 1-963 (320 amino acids)
Biological process (GO): regulation of transcription by RNA polymerase II; positive regulation of DNA-templated transcription, elongation
Cellular component (GO): nucleus; cyclin/CDK positive transcription elongation factor complex
Molecular function (GO): cyclin-dependent protein serine/threonine kinase activator activity
Source: RefSeq, a predicted model, not a curated record
AUGAGUAUACAAAGUAAGCAUGAAGAGAAUUAUAAUCAAGAUCGGGUGAAACCUCAGGAAAAUAUCACAAGCCCAGCCGAAUAUUUCGAGGGUGUUAUAGAUGUUCCAGUUUAUGAUUGGCUUUUCACUUUGGAACAAAUUCAACGGGAAUCACCAUCAAGACGAUUAACAAAUGUAAAGCAAAGAAUUGGAUUUACUGAGGAGUGUCAAAAGCGUGCAAAGGGAAUAGUAUAUUUAUUUGCUUGCAGUAAACAGAUGAAACUUUCUCGAUGUGUAGCCUUGACAGCAUCCAUUCUUUUCCACAGAUUUUAUAUGAAACGAGACUUCACAAAUUAUCACUACUUCGAAAUAGCGGCAACUUGUCUCUUUAUAGCUUCAAAAUCAGAAGAAUGCCGCAGAAAGCUGUCCGAUGUUGUUAAGGUUUGUGCCAGUAUCGCGUUAACCGGGCGUAUGUCUAAUAAGGUGACCGAGGAAUCAAAAAUAUACUGGAAAUGGAAAGACGUCAUUGUUAAUCUUGAGGAAUUGAUUUUGGAAGUUUUGUGUUUUGAUGUGACACCAGUAAACCCAUAUAAGAUUUGUUUUGAUAUUCUUGAUUUAAGUGAGGACGACGACAAUUCAAACGAUGAACAUGAAGACAAAUUGUUUUCCACAUGUACACAUUUUCUGGAGCUUUUAUCAAGGCUUCCUCUUUCGAUUCUCUUUCCAGUGAAUGUUAUCUGUGGUCUUGGAUUGCUGUUAUCAUGUGCAAGUUCCGAAAUACAAUUACCAAGCAAUGCCUUUAAUAAGCUUCAAAUUAGUCGAGAAGAAAUAUGGAGGAGUUAUUGUACAGCAAUGAAGCUUGCACAAAGUUUAGAAAGUUUAAGGCAACCAUUUCCAAUACUUUCACAUAUCCCAAAACUCAACCAUAAAUCUGCAAUGGGGAUUGGCGAGAAUGUUGAUAAGGAUGGUGGUGAUGAAAAUUAG